Oncorhynchus gorbuscha (pink salmon) is the source of this 2317-nucleotide messenger RNA. Its product is annotated as COP9 signalosome complex subunit 4-like. Lineage: Eukaryota; Metazoa; Chordata; Actinopteri; Salmoniformes; Salmonidae. Gene Ontology annotation, cellular component: cytosol; COP9 signalosome. Bases 80 to 1345 code for a protein of 421 amino acids. The transcript is spliced from 10 exons. The record is from RefSeq and is a predicted model, not a curated record.
UUCUAGGCGUUCCCAGUGUAGCGUGGACAGCAUACCCUCUUGUCGGCUGAUAAUUCUCGUUGACACUUCGUCGGAGAAAAUGGCGGCUGGAGUGAGACAGGAGCUUGCACAACUUAUGAAUUCAAGCGGAUCUCACAAAGAUCUCGCUGGAAAAUAUCGACAGAUUCUGGAGAAGGCCAUCCAAUUUACAGAUGCAGAACAAUUGGAAUCAUUAAAAGCAUUCGUCGAAGCAAUGGUCAAUGAGAAUGUCAGCUUAGUGAUCUCUAGACAGCUGCUGACAGACUUCUGCACAAACAUACCCAGUCUUCCUGACAGCACAGCCAAGUCAGUUUACCACUUCACACUAGAGAAGAUACAGCCCAGGGUCAUCUCAUUUGAAGAACAGGUGGCCUCCAUCAGACAGCACUUAUCCACCAUCUAUGAGAAGGAGGAGGACUGGAGAAACGCUGCUCAGGUUCUAGUGGGCAUUCCUCUGGAGACAGGACAGAAGCAGUACAACGUAGACUAUAAGUUGGACACGUACCUGAAGAUCGCCCGUCUGUACCUGGAGGAUGAUGACCCUGUUCAGGCUGAGGCCUACAUCAACAGAGCCUCUCUGCUCCAGAACGAGUCCACCAACGAACAGCUACAGGUCCACUACAAAGUGUGCUACGCCAGAGUGUUGGACUACAGGAGGAAGUUUAUCGAGGCUGCACAGCGGUACAACGAGCUCUCUUACAAGUCCAUCGUCCACGAGACAGAGCGUCUAGAGGCCCUGAAGCACGCUCUUCAUUGCACCAUCCUGGCAUCAGCAGGCCAGCAGCGCUCCCGUAUGUUAGCCACCCUGUUUAAAGACGAGCGCUGUCAGCAGCUGGCGGCCUACGGCAUCCUAGAGAAGAUGUACCUGGACCGCAUAAUCAGGGGGAACCAGCUGCAGGAGUUUGCUGCCAUGCUUAUGCCCCACCAGAAAGCCACCACUGGGGAUGGCUCCAGCAUAUUGGACAGAGCUGUUAUUGAACACAACCUGCUGUCUGCUAGCAAACUUUACAACAACAUCACGUUUGAAGAGCUUGGGGCGCUUCUGGAGAUCCCUCCCGCUAAGGAUGAUUAUCUCCAUGAUGAGGUCCCUGGUUACAGAUGCAGUCUGGCUGAGAAGAUCGCCUCCCAGAUGAUAACAGAGGGACGCAUGAACGGCUUUAUUGACCAGAUAGACGGAAUCGUCCACUUUGAGACACGGGAGCCCCUGCCCACCUGGGACAAGCAGAUCCAGUCUCUAUGUUUUCAGGUGAACAACCUGCUGGAAAAGAUCACUGCUGCUGCUCCUGAAUGGACAGCCCAGGCCAUGGAGGCUCAGAUGACCCAGUAGACUGACUGACAACCCCUGGCCUGGAACACUCCACAUGACCAUCCACACCAGGCACACCCCCUGGCCUGGAACACUCCACAUGACCACCCACACCAGGCACACCCACUGGCCUAGGACAUCUCACAUGAUCACCCACACCAGGCACACCCCCUGGCCUGGGACAUCUCACAUGACCACCCACACCAGGCACACCCACUGGCCUAGGACAUUUCACAUGAUCACCCACACCAGGCACACCCACUGGCCUAGGACAUCUCACAUGACCACCCACACCAGGGCACACCUGGCCUGGAAUACCCCACACACCAGGGCACAUCUCACAUGGCACCCUACUCCCUAUUCACUAUGGAGGGUGCGAUUUUGGCUGGGUGGCUGGGCUAAGUGCAAAGUUUUGUAAGAUCGUACUGUACUGAAGACUGCAAACACGAAAUUGUUCAGUUGAAACCAGCUGAAGCCAAAUUCUGUUGUAUUUUGGCAGGGGUUAAUAGAGCUUAGCCGAGUGCCCGUCUUAGUAGUGGUAGGGGAAACACUGGCCACUCCUCCCCACAUUCUCUCACUCUCUCUCUCACUGUCUUGCCCAGUUAAGUGUGAGACAUGUUCCAAUCUGGUACUUCUCUAGCAUGUUUCUCAGAAGAAGGCUGCUGUAUAUUAUGCUUGGAGUUUACCAUUCAUCUUUCUAGGACUAAUAAAUGGAUACUUGAAUCCAUAGGCUCAUCAAGUUACCAGUGGUUGCAAUCUCAUAUAUACUUUGAUUUAAUGUAAUACAAACCAGAGAACGCAAACACUGAUGUCCCACGACGAAGGUGUUAGUGAUUCUAUUUGAAAUGUGAAAGACACACAGGCCAUGCCUACCGCCACUUAAUUUGUUGCUGUAUUCUUGUACAAUGAUUUUGUUACAUUCUGUUUGGAAACAUUUUGUCAGACCUGGAGUGCAACUUCAACAAAGAGAUGAAUAAAUCAAAAAAUAAGUCA